Molecule: messenger RNA, 579 nt
Organism: Darwinula stevensoni
Lineage: Eukaryota; Metazoa; Arthropoda; Ostracoda; Podocopida; Darwinulidae
Source: the annotation of a GenBank genome assembly
AUGGCAAUCGAGGAAGGCCCCGGGGCGUCCGAGAGCGAACGCGGAGGCGGCAAAGCCAUCCACACGGGAUGGAAGGGUUCUUCCCGUCGGAGUGCAGGAAUGACGACAGAGACGAGACGAUACACGUCCGAGUCCCAGGAGAUCCGAACCCAGGUGAGUGGCCGAACUCGUGUGAACGACCGAACUCGUGUGAAGAACCGAACUCGGGUGAAGAACCCAAAGGGAGCAAAUAUUAUGGAAACGCUGCGGCAACGCAAACUGCCGCUCCCAGAAACGACGACGACGCCUAACGUCACGACGGUGACACCUAACGUCACGACGGUGACACCUAACGUCACGACGGUGACACCUAACGCGUACCGGACGCUGCCGUUGAUCACGCCGAGCGUCAAGGUCAGGCGGGAUCUUCCCACGGGAUCUUAUCUCAAAUUGCUCUAUCCUCACGAAUACUCUUCUCACCAAGACUUCUUCGAUCAAGACAACAUGAGACGAAAGGUAACGCCUGACGUCGCCGUCACUCCGUCUCGAGAUGCAUGCAUUCGAGACUGCCAUUCUCGGUCGUCGCUGUUCCGGGAAUAA